AUGGAGGCGUCGGCGGCUGGGGAUCCUACUAGGGACGUGAGGGACCCGUCUGAGGACGACGACCACGACGCUGGCCGUCGAGCUCGUGAAGUUUAUCGCUACUUUCGACCUGAGCGGCUGACCCCAAUCGAUGAGGACCCCACACCUAUCAGCGGAGCCGGCUCUUCGCCGGGUCUUCUACGAUUUCACGAUUCAUCAUCCACGAAAGAUCGCUCGCCCUCCGCAUCAUCACAGCCAUCAUGCACAUCUUUACUCCCGCAAGAUCAAGCUGAGGCCCCUCCGGAAUUCCUACCCGGGUUGGUGCUCGACCAAUCCAACGAUACUUUGACGUCGCUGGCACAAUUGGCCGCUCUCCGCUUAGACGUCGAUCGCGUAUACAUCAGUGUAUCGGACCGCGACUCUCAAUUUAUUAUAGCACAAUCCACCGAAACUACUGAAGAUGGCACCGACCACCUGGGCUGUUCAACGCUCGAUGUCAGCGACUGGAACAUGUGCCAGGACACCAUUGCGCUUCCACCAUGCAACCGAGCGCGAAGAGACUAUCACUUCUUAGUAUCAACCGACUUGAGCCAGGAUGAACGAUACCAAAAUCUUCCGAUCGUGCAGAAAGACGCGAACUUUCGGUUUUACGCCGGCACGCCUCUCACCACGGACAGCAACAUCAACGUCGGUUGUUUCUUCGUUCUCGACACUAAGCCUCGUGCCGAAUUCACGGACAUCGAAAAGGCGACCAUGGGUUACAUGGGAAUGUUGGUAAUGGACUUUUUGAAAGUGAGCCGCCAGGCCUCCGAAGGCCGUCGCGCAGCUCGCUUGUCUCGCGGCCUGAACUACUUUGUCGAGGGUGGAUCUAGCUUCAAUACUGCAAUGCCGAGUCCAGUCAACGAAUCCAUCCAACGGCAAUCCAGUAAUGCCUCAACCAGAAGUACAGGGACUCGUAGGUCCUCUGGCAGUCGACGGAAAAACUGCAGCACCUCCCCUCGACGAUCGCGUUCAAAUAGCAGUGCGCGUUCUGUGCGCUCUGCACGCUCCUUCGUCUCAACAUCGGACCAUAAGACCGAUCGAUCCAUUUCAUCUAGCUUCGAUCGCCCUUCUUCGGCCAAAUGGUCAGAGCUUGGCCAGUCCGCUGAGAAGAACCAGUCAAUUUCGUGGGCCUUCCGAAGAGCGGCGAACUUGAUUCGAGAGAGCCUCGAGCUUGAGGGUGAUAGUGGUGUGGCUUUCCUGAAGGCUGGUAGCGACGCUGUCCUUGAUCGUUGGAGCGGCAGUGAUGUUUUCAGCUCUCAGGAUACCGGCAAAGCAGCCUCCCUACUAGCAGUCUCCACCGAGGAGAGCCUAUUCGGCCCAUACAGGGACUCCGCCGUUUCUCGCCCAGUCACGAAGCUCGAUGAACACUUUUUGCAUCGCCUGCUCAAUACAUACCACAACGGAAAAAUCUGGUCUUUACAUCGCGACGGCCAACAGUCUAGCUCGGAUAGUGAAGACUCGUCGCCCUCACGCGAAGGUCGCUCUCGAUCGAGGGGCCCGGCGGAUUCAAAAGCGCCCAAGAACCGGAAACUUCAAGAGACCGCGAUGCUGAACAAAUAUUUUCCGAGAGCGACUCAGGUCCUUUUCGUGCCUUUGUGGAAUGCGGCCGAUUCGCAGUGGUUCGGCGGCUGUUUCUGUUGGAACAGUGUUGAAAGCCAUGUGUUUGAUCCAUCGGUUGAGCUGAGCUCGCUGUUGGGCUUCGGGUCUUCGAUUAUGGCUGAAUGUAACCGUGUUGAGUCGCUCAUCUCCGAUCGUCAAAAGGCCGAUUUUCUUGGCAGUAUCUCACACGAGCUGCGCAGCCCUCUUCACGGGAUUAUGGCAGCGGCUGAAAUUCUCCAAGGCACGAAUCUGAACGCAUACCAAGGCUCACUCAUGGACACCAUCAACGCAUGCGGCAGAACUCUACUGGACACGAUGAACCAAGUCUUGGACUUCAGCAAGAUCAUGUCACUGGAAAGGCAGUUCCGGCAUCUGGAGCGACGAAAAGCCUCGCCACUGGAACUGAAAGAUAUGCAUCGGCCCACAGCGUAUUUGGACACACACGUCGCUACCGACAUCUCGAUUUUAGCCGAAGAGGUGGUGGAGGGAGUUUCUCUGGGCCAUUUCCACACUCAAAAAUUCACCGAUUCUUCUGGUCUGUUGACAGCCGCUGCCAAAGCCAAUGAAGGGAGCCUCGAUGCCCAUAUUCCGCGCCCCAAUGUCGACGUGAUCAUUGAUAUUGCACCCAAUGAUUGGACCUAUAGUACACCCCCUGGAGCCCUACGACGAAUCAUCAUGAACAUAUUCAGCAACGCGAUCAAGUACACCGAGGCAGGCCAUGUCUCAUUUCACCUGGAGGCUAAGGAAGCAUCCGCAACUUCCUUCUCACGGCACGGUACCAAGGAAGAUCUGAUAACCUUGACGGUUAACGACACUGGAAAGGGCAUCUCUGAGGGAUUCUUACGGUCGAAGCUCUUUGUUCCAUUCGCGCAAGAAGAUAGCCUGGUCACAGGAUCGGGCCUCGGUCUCUCCAUCGUUCGCAGCCUUGUCAAAUCUUUGGGUGGUUCUAUCGAUGUCAGCAGUCGCCUUGGCAGUGGCACAACCGUGAAGGUCAUACUUCCUUUAGUGCGAUCGGAGCAGAAACAGGUCGAGACUGAUCUUGGCCCAAGGGAAUCGGCGUCCAAUGAGGUCCAGCAUCUGCGAGAAGUACAUGGUGGACGACGCGUCGCUAUCAUGAACGUGGAACCAGAGGAUGUUCCUAACUACCCAUCCUGGGCUGUUUUGUCCCGCUACCUGACCGACUGGUACGGUCUAAUUCUGGUCUCUUCAUCGUCGCUGGAGCCCAUUGAUCUCAUCUUGGGCGAUGAAUUGCCCUCCCAAAGCGAGAUGCAUCGCUGCUUUACCGAUAAUUCUACGUCAUUCCUGAUGUUGAGCAGCAACUACAUUCGCCGUGACUCCAUUCGUGUCCAAUGGGACUCUGGCUCUAAGGCUGUGGACAUCAUAAAUUGCCCAUAUGGUCCGCACAAGCUGGCCCGAUUCAUUCACAAAUCUCUUGGCAAGGACGUGAGAGGUUCGAUAACAGAGACGACACCUCUACCGGAAUGGCCCGCGAGGCCAGACACGAACGAGCGGCCCACCUCAAGUAAUGAAUCUCCAGAAUCGGAUACAAACUCUCGCUCGACAACGCCAAGUGAAUAUUCACUAUCGACACCCAAUACAGAGAUUACGGAUUCCCCCGACGAGCCCCGGCGUGCGCACAUCUUGGUAGUCGAAGAUAACAAAAUUAACCUGAACCUGAUGCUCACAUUCUUGAAGAAACGCGGCUUUGCCGCCGUGGAUUCAGCCGAGAAUGGUAGGCUCGCGGUUGCCGCCGUGAAGCAAGCACAGUCGGGGUACGAUUUCAUUUUCAUGGAUAUUUCCAUGCCCUACAUGAACGGCUUCGAGGCUACGCGCAGCAUUCGCAGAUUUGAGAAGACGCGCACCGACGAAACGAAGCCGUCCAAGAUCAUCGCCUUGACGGGAUUGAGUAGCUCCCUUGAUGAAUCAGAGGCCUUGGACUCUGGUAUGAAUCGUUUCUUGACGAAGCCGGUUGCUUUCAAAGAGAUCGAGAAGAUCCUGGACCAGUGGAAUGAGACGGAGGUUUGA
Messenger RNA from Penicillium cinerascens, 3645 nucleotides. RefSeq names its product GAF domain-containing hybrid sensor histidine kinase/response regulator. The record is from RefSeq and is a predicted model, not a curated record. Gene Ontology annotation, molecular function: phosphorelay sensor kinase activity; histidine phosphotransfer kinase activity. The transcript has 5 exons. The coding region runs from base 1 to 3645 and encodes 1214 amino acids. Gene Ontology annotation, biological process: protein autophosphorylation; phosphorelay signal transduction system. Lineage: Eukaryota; Fungi; Ascomycota; Eurotiomycetes; Eurotiales; Aspergillaceae.